Messenger RNA from Mandrillus leucophaeus (drill), 1094 nucleotides. Its product is annotated as olfactory receptor 5L1. The record is from RefSeq and is a predicted model, not a curated record. Gene Ontology annotation, cellular component: membrane. Gene Ontology annotation, biological process: sensory perception of smell; G protein-coupled receptor signaling pathway. Lineage: Eukaryota; Metazoa; Chordata; Mammalia; Primates; Cercopithecidae. The transcript has a single exon. Bases 94 to 1026 code for a protein of 310 amino acids. Gene Ontology annotation, molecular function: G protein-coupled receptor activity; odorant binding; olfactory receptor activity.
UUUACAGGAUACAGCCAAAACUAAAAUUUAGACUAUAUAAUGAAGAACAAUUUUUAAGUUUCUUUUUCCUCCAAUCUCAUAUAAGUUGGAGACAUGGGCAAGGAAAACUGCACUGCUCUGGCUGAGUUCAUUCUCCUCGGACUAUCAGAUGUCCCUGAGUUGAGAGUCGGCCUCUUCCUACUGUUCCUUCUCAUCUAUGGAGUCACGUUUUUAGCCAACCUGGGCAUGAUUGCACUGAUUCAGGUCUGCUCUCAGCUCCACACCCCCAUGUACUUUUUCCUCAGCCAUUUGUCCUUUGUAGAUUUCUGCUAUUCCUCAAUAAUUGUGCCAAAAAUGUUGGCUAAUAUCUUCAGCAAGGACAAAGCCAUCUCCUUCCUGGGGUGCAUGGUGCAAUUCUACUUGUUUUGCACUUGUGGGGUCACUGAGGUCUUCUUGCUGGCCGUGAUGGCCUAUGACCGCUUUGUGGCCAUCUGUAACCCCCUGAUGUACACGGUCACCAUGUCUCAGAAGCUGCGUGUGGAGCUGGCAUCUUGCUGCUACUUCUGUGGGAUGGUGUGUUCUCUGAUUCACUUGUGCUUAGCUCUUAGGAUCUCCUUCUAUAGAUCUAAUGUGAUAAACCACUUCUUCUGUGACCUACCCCCUCUCCUAAGUCUUGCUUGCUCUGAUGUCACUGUGAAUGAGGCACUGCUGUUCCUAGUGGCCACUUUAAAUGAGAGUGUUACCAUCGUGAUCAUCCUGACCUCCUACCUGCUAAUUCUCACCACCAUCCUGAAGAUGCGCUCUGCAGAGGGCCGGCAUAAAGCCUUCUCCACCUGCGCUUCUCACCUCACUGCCAUCACUGUCUUCCAUGGAACAAUCCUUUCUGUUUAUUGCAGGCCAAGUUCAGGCAACAGUGGAGAUGCUGAUAAGGUGGCCACCGUGUUCUACACGGUCGUGAUUCCCAUGCUGAACCCUCUGAUCUACAGCCUGAGAAAUAAGGAUGUGAAAGAAGCUCUCAGAAAAGUGAUGAACAAAAUUCACUCCUAGGGAAGAUUUUAUUAGCACAAUUCAGGAUUCCCAAGUAGUGGCAAGCGGGGGUUCAUGGGAGGGGCACA